AUGUCGCGCGUCCUGCGCGGCCUGAAACACAUCCGCCAGGAGAGCGAGAAGUACCGCUUCUCGCUCAGGGUCGAGGCCGUCAAAAUCAACCACAGCAAAGCGGAGAAAACCUUCGCCACAGUCGAAUGGAUUCGAGGCCCGAAGCGCUGCCGCGGGCGUGAGGUAGUUGUGUUGUCGCCCGGCGCCAACUCGCUCGAGUUCGCCGCAGGCCACGAGUUCGUCCUGAUUGCGACUUUGUUUCGUAAGAAAGGCGCCGGCGAGCCUGAGAAGGGCGACAAACCCGCGCCUGCCAACGCCUCGCGUCUGCGCAAGUUCGCGCUGCGACGCAACAGCACAGCCGCGGCGAGCACAGGCGAGGAGGAGACAGACGCACGCGCAGGCGACUGUCUCUUUCUGCCGAAGGAGUCGAAGCUGCAGCUCGUCGAAGUCCAGGAGAGCGGCCGGCGGUCAUUCCGCGCACUCACGGGGCGCGCGCGGCUGAACUCGUUCGCGGGCGCGUCGGGCUCCGGGCUCUCGCCAUCGACGCCCGAGGCGGACGCCGCAACCGCGUCGGGCUCGCUGUCGGGUGCGUCGCGACCGUCUCCGCCGCUGAACCUGCGGGCCGCGCCGAUCGCCAGCGCCGUGUUGGCGGAGCGCCGCAUCGACCUGGCGCAGUUUGUGAACGCGCGCGUGGCGAAGGGCAACGAGACGGGCGUGGCGGAGGUCAUUCAGGAGCGCCUGACACUGCCGCUUGAUCGUUGCGGCGACCCUGAGGCGUCCAUCACCUUCGUUCUCUCGUUCACGCACCUCGGCUCUGCCGGCGAGGGAGACGACGACGCCGUGUCUCUGCACUCGGGGCUUGUUUCGCUGGCGAGCGACGAGACCUUCUUUCGGCAGUCCGUCGCGGCGCCCGCCGGCUUCUCCUCGGCAGUCAGCGGGCCUGCUGCGCCCGUCCUCGCGGUGCGUCACCCGCAGGGCGCCUCCUCUUCAGCGCUGCCGCCGACGCGCGAGGCUCUCGAGAGGCCUGCAGCGACUGCCGGAGGUCACAAGAAGCCCGAUGCGCUUGCCGCGCCGAGCGCAGCGGAGCCCAAAAAGACCGAGGACGCGGACGCGCGGUGCGCCGCUGAACCCGCCGUGCGCCCGCUGGGCGCGGCGCCCGUUAAGGAUCUCUUGCAAGCGAGAGAGCGCUGCCUCAAUCUGCAGCGGACGAAUGAGGCAGGCGUAAGCGCCAGCGCGAAAGCCUCAGGAGGCAGAAGGUAUAGUUGCAGACACGCAGAGGUUGGGCUACUUGCUGGUCUCUCUCUCCGUCGCGAGCUCGACCGCGAUUGGAUCGCUGCGUGGUGCGUGUGUCUUUCUCUUUUUCAGCCGACUCCGUCGCCCUCCUCGGAGGCCUCCACGAGCGGCAGCACGCCGCCGCUCGCGGACUUCGUCGCGCCUUCGCCGCUGCCGGUCAGCCACGGCACACGCGGCGGGACGAAGGAGACUUCGCUAGCCACGCUGAGGCACAGCGGGGGACUGGGCGCGACCACCGCGGUCGCGGAGGCGGAGACCGGCAAGGUGCUUCAGCUGCUCAAGCGCGUCGCGGAACUUGAGCGGAAGAACGAAGAAAAACAGCGCUUGCUGAUGAAGGCGCAGCAGGCCCUCGACGCGAAGGAGAGUGCAGAGAGAGACGACUACGAAAACAAGAUUAGGAACCUCUUCUCGCAAAUCGAAGACCUCCACACCUCGCUGGCGAAUGCGCAAGAAGAGCAACUCAGCAUGGCGCAGCAGCUGGAGGAGGAGCGCGCGCGGCGGAAGGCGGGGGAGGGCGACGGUGCGCCGGGCGCAGGGAGAGACGAGAGCGUCUCUUCAGCCUCCUACUCGAAGCUGCGGGACGAGCUGAGCGCCCUUCGAGCGAAAAUGCAACAGGCAGACCGCGCGCACAAAGACAUCCAGGCGCAGCACCUUCUCCAGCAGAAGCAGCAACAUGAGAGAAUCGAAGAACUCCAGGUCUCCCUCCAUCGGCAGCAGGACGAGGCGCACGCAGAGCGCGCAUCGCUGCAGGCGCUCCUUCGGCAGCACCAGACGGCGGAGGAGAUGAAGGAGGCUGAGCUGCAGCGGCAAGCAAAGGCGCUGCAGACUCUCGAGGCCGAGUCAGCGGCGCUGUGCCGGCAGUGCGAGGCGGCUCAGCAGAGCCUGGCGCAGAUUUCCGCGCGCUUGGGGGAGGAAAAAGACGCGCGCGAGAAGGCCGAGCGGGAGUUGACUGGCCUGCGAAACAAACUCGGCGAAGAACACCACGACGAUCCCCUCAUGCAACAGCUCCUCACGCUCCAACAAGAGGUCUCGGAACUCACUGCGACUCGCGACGAGCUGCGCCGUCGCAAGGAGCGCGACGAGCGUGCGCAUUUGCAGCACAUCCAUCAGCUCCAGGAACAGCUGCGCCAGGUGCGCGAGCAGCAGCAGGAGCGAAUUCACAUCCUGGAGCAAGAGAAAGUGACGCUCAGAAUGCAAGUUUUGGCGCUUGAGCACGAGAUCAGUCUGCUGCCGUCGGGCGAAUCUGGGUCUUCCUCCGAAGGCGACUCCGCUUUCCUCGCUCCCUCCUCGCCGUCCGCGGCGGCCUUCGGCGUGGCGGGGGGCGGCGGCGCAGGGCAGGACGCGGAGGCGGCGCGGGGGCGGCGCGCGGCGGAGAAGCGAGCCGCUUCGCUGAUCGAGGAACUCGAAACGGACCUGGUGAAGACGAAAAUUGAACUCGCCCUCGCCGAGCAGCGCCGCGCGGAAGACCUGGACAUCUGCAAACACAAAAUCGCUUCGCUGAAAGACACGAUUCUCAACUACGCCGCCGUUGUCUCCGACCUCGAGGUUCAAGUCGCGGAUUUGAAGCUGCAGACGAAGCACCGCGACUUUUUCUUUGCCUCGGGCUCGUCCGUCGGCGCGCGGCGCCUUAAGCCCAUCCGCUCGCUCAGGUCUCUUUUCCGCGCCUCGCGCGCCCAGGGCAGCCGCAGCUCGCCAGAGUGCGAGGCGGCGCAGCCAGGCCCCUGCCUGUCGCUGACCUCUGGCGCGUCCUCCCCGCCGCGCGGAGAGCCCGACGAGGGGGGCGGCGGCGAGCGGCGGCCUGAGAACGAAGGAGAGAAUCGAAAUGCGCCGCCCCUGGUGUGCGCCGCCGCCGCAGUUCGCUCGACCGCGCAGCUCGUGCUGUUUGACGCGAAUCGUGAAGAGGAGGCUUGCCCUGCAAACCUCGAAACCCGCGAGGGGCGAGUUGCUAGAAGGAGCGCCGAGACGCCGCGCGCCGCCGCCCUUAACGCCAGCCCCCGCGCACCGCCGCCACCGCAGCCUCCGUCGCGCUCUUCGUCGUUUCGCUUUCGGCUGCGCUCUGGGAGCUUCGUGAAGGACGAAAGGCCCGACAGAGACGGCCGGAGACGGCGAGAGAGCGCGAGUGGGCGCGAUGACGCGCGCGCAAGCGACGCAAGAAAACUGAGACAAAGCUUCAGCGUCUCCGGCGCCGAAAGAAACUGGUCGCCGCCGCCGCGGCCAGAAGGCGGCGCCUGGCGGGCGAAUUCUCGCGAAUCGCCGGAUGUCUCCGCACUGAAUUAA
Besnoitia besnoiti is the source of this 3549-nucleotide messenger RNA. RefSeq lists its product as uncharacterized. NCBI's taxonomy places the organism in Eukaryota, Apicomplexa, Conoidasida, Eucoccidiorida, Sarcocystidae. The record is from RefSeq and is a predicted model, not a curated record. The transcript is spliced from 13 exons. Bases 1 to 3549 code for a protein of 1182 amino acids.